Penicillium cinerascens is the source of this 1203-nucleotide messenger RNA. RefSeq lists its product as uncharacterized. The coding region runs from base 1 to 1203 and encodes 400 amino acids. The record is from RefSeq and is a predicted model, not a curated record. The transcript is spliced from 4 exons. Gene Ontology annotation, biological process: polyketide metabolic process. NCBI's taxonomy places the organism in Eukaryota, Fungi, Ascomycota, Eurotiomycetes, Eurotiales, Aspergillaceae.
AUGGAACUCGAGUCCAAUAUCGUCCUUCAGCGUCCCCUCUCGCGCUGUGAACGAGGACCAGGUCUGAUCCUCAUUCGGCCUUCAUCCUACGCAGAUUGCCAGAAAUAUAAUGACAGUCUCGACCCAGUGCCUCUCCAGAAAUGGGCCGAGGAGAGUUUUUCGGUGGUCCAGAUCACCUUGAAUGCAGACUCUAGCAAAGACCCGGUCAAGGUGCGGGACGUGAUCAAGAUAGCCAAAGACGGAUUGGCAAAUCUGGAGGAUUGUACGGUCAGAGACACGUUUGGCCUCAUAAUCUACGGUUCCAGGACAGACUAUGCCCCUCCUUUCGCUGUCAUUUUGCCAGAUAUUAUGAAGGUUGAUAAAACUCUAGCAGUGGCAGUUUGUUUUGACUCUUGGGGAACCUUUGAAGAAAGGCCAUCUCUCUUGCAUGCACUGAACGGGGUGGAAGUUCCAGCUCAGGGACUGAGCCAGACACACCGGUAUAUCGAUGUGGCUUCUCCCGGCUUCAUAGUCCCCGGACAUCCAGACUUUAAAAUCUCGACGGCGAGUGUAGCCCACACUCGCAGUCUAGGGUUCCUCAAGAAGCAUCUCGGUGGGCCUUAUUUUGACCUCGAGGCGAUCUGGGAUGAACACACCUACUAUGAGUUUGGCGAUCGGUCGGUCGACAAGACUAUGGCGACGAUGGUCCAGGAACCAUACGUGAACCACGUUCCCACGCUAACAGGAGGCAUCGGGCGAACUCGCCUGAGUCAUUUCUACCUCAAUCACUUCAUUUAUAGCAAUCCCGAUGACACCGCACUUGAGUUAAUUAGCCGCACGGUGGGCACCGAUCGAAUCGUGGACGAGUUCAUCUUCUGUCUCACUCAUAAUAAGCAAAUGGACUGGCUACUGCCAGGAAUUCCGGCGACCGGUAAAGCGCUUCGAAUUCCUUUUACUUCGGUGGUCAACAUCCGUGGUGAUCGACUGUAUCAUGAACACAUUGCAUGGGACCAGGCCACCGCGCUGGUGCAAUUGGGCCUUAUGCCCGAAUAUCUGCCCUUCCCGUACGCUCUACCGGAUGGAUCGGUUCCAGCUCCCGGCAAGAGAUUUGAAUACCGUGUGCCGGCAGCCGGCGCCGAGUCUGCCGAUAAGUUGCAAAACGAGCACUCGGUGCCUUCGAAUCGAAUGUUUGAAUACAAGAUCCGCGAGGUGGAUGACAAGUAG